CUGCUUCCUGGAAGCCGGGCGGUGGAGGUGCGCGCGGGUGUGUGUCGGGGUGCCGGGCUCAGCCCCCGAGGCUUCUCAGGGGGAUUAGGAAGUCACACGGGCCACCCCGAGCCCGCCAGCCCCGCACGCUCGGGCCGGGAACUUUCUCACUGGCUCUUGUCGCCUCGCAGACACAGGAGCGCCUCUCCGAUCCGCGCCGCGGGCUUCCCCGCAGUGCCCGCUGGCCCCAGUCUCCCCGCCUCCCACUUGGGUAUCUGCACGCCCUCCCCCUUCUGCACCGACUGCAGAACGGCUCCCCCAGGGGGAUGCCCAGAGAACUCGGCACUGUCCUGGGGUCCCUUCCGUUCUGGAACUUCAUAGCUGCGGGAUGGGUGACAUUGCUUCAUCCCUGGCAGGGCUGGGGAGGACGCUCACCAUCAGCUCCCCCAGUCCAGCGUGUUGGGAGGUGCUCCGCUGGCUAGGGCCCGUGGAUGGGCCAUAUAUCCAAGAUAUCAGGGCCGGAUUCACCUUGAAGCUAAUGAAUUAUAAGCUUCAGAGUCCUUCUGUUGUAAUUUGUAUUAGUGAUCUACUGUUCCUUUCUUAACCCCCCCCCCCCGCCCCAGUUGCAUAAGGAAGCUUGGGUCUCCCAAAAUCUGGACCACCCCUGGAUCCAGCUCACACCCUUCCCAUUCUAACUGCCAGUCUCUCAGGAGGGCUUACAGUGCUGCUGGCCCAAGGAGCACUGCCAGUUGCUAGGGCAGUUAUUUGGUGCCCAGGAGAUGGAGCCCUGAGGCAGGAGGCUGGGAAAUUUGGGGGUGGGAGGCAGCUGCUGGUCUGCAGGGAAGGGUCUGGCUGCCUGGCCUUUCUCUCCGGCCCCACUAGUCCCUUGUCCCACCCUACCACAUCCCACUAGGGUGAUUAACUGUCCUGGUUUGCCCAGGACCGUCCCUGUUUUAACACUGACAGUCCUGGAUCCUGGAAACCCCUCAGUCCCAGGGCAAACUAGGACAUUUGGUCGACAGCCUAUAUCGGCAGCCUUCUCUGGGCUGUUGUGCAGGGGUGGAUUGGACUUCAUCAAGUGAGUGGGGAGACUUGUUUUCUGGAGUGCAGAUUCUGCCUAGGCACCCACAAAGCCUAAUAAGUUAUAACUGCAGCUUCCUAGAAGGCCUGUCCAGGGCCUCCAGAAACCCAAAGAGGAAAAGUUUGCCAACCGUGUACUUCUCCACUCUAGCUGGUUGCAAAUCUCUGUGCAUGGGCUGCUUUUGUGUGAGUCGGGGGCAGGGCAGGGCAGGGCAUCUGAACUUGGCCAGCAGGUAUCCUGAUUGUUCUGCAAAGUCUGUAGAUUCACCCUGUCCAGUCAACUGUGGCAGCCACAGGGAAAUGGCCUUUGUCACUCCAAAUACCCCUUUGAGUGUCACCUGUGAGGCCAGCUUGUAACCCCAUCUUAGAGACAGCUGCACUGUGUUGGGAGCAGGGCCCUCAGGCUGAGGCACAUCUGACAGGCUCUACUGAAGGGUUCUGGAAUAUCUGGUCUGCCUGGGCCCUCGGGCGCCAAGUCUCCAACCUCCCCCCCAACCCCCAACCCCGAUGCAGGAAUCCUUCCUCAGGACUUUACUGCCAGGUACAAGACAAACUGCUAGGACCUGCCCAAAACUUUGUAAAGCAGCCAGGAGCACCCCCUCUUCCCUCACCGUAACCUAGGGGACUGAUCAAAUGGCCUCCCCCUGCCGUCCCCAGAGGCAUUUCAAGGGCAUUUUGGAGCACUCUUGGCAGUAUGGAAGUGAGAGUAUAUGCUCAUCACCUGUGGAAUGUGUCAGGUGCAGACAACCUCCCCCAGCCCCAGGGGAUCCGAGGACUGCACCCUGGUGUUGUGGGCGUGUCCCUGGACCUGGAGGCGUAGGAGUGAGCAUGGGCAUGGGAGUUACCUGCCUGCACAGCAGUUACCCAUAAGCUGAGAGGGAGGCCGCUGGAUGAGCCAGGCUCCUGUCUGGGUUUGUAAACCCAGCAGGCCUCUUCCUGGCUGGGAGCUCAAGUCACCCAAACUGUCCAAGGCUUGCCGGGUAGCUCUGUGAAACAGGCCUCUGCAGAGGCCCUUCUCCAGUUCAUAGUUCCUUGCAAUUCUGAGGCACAAAAGUAGGUGAGACUGCUUUUGUAUCUGCGAAGUGCUUCACUCCUGAAUGUAAUUCUAGCUGAGUGCAAUCUAGGUUAAGAGCCGGGCAAGCGGGUAAUUAGAGCCCGCUCGCUGCCCGAGGACCGGCCGCCCCGCCGAAGCGCGCCCGGAGCCGGCGCCCUUCUCCCGGCCGAGCCGAGCUGCGGCUGGACACGGAGCGCCCGAGAUGAUGGUGCUGGACAAGGAGGACGGUAUGCCGAUGCUCUCCGUCCAGCCCAAAGGGAAGCAGAAGGGCUGCGCGGGCUGCAACCGCAAGAUCAAAGACCGCUACCUGCUGAAGGCGCUGGACAAGUACUGGCACGAGGACUGCCUCAAGUGCGCCUGCUGUGACUGCCGCCUGGGCGAGGUGGGCUCCACGCUCUACACCAAGGCCAACCUCAUCCUGUGCCGGCGCGACUACCUGAGGCUCUUCGGCACCACAGGAAACUGCGCUGCCUGCAGCAAGCUGAUUCCAGCCUUCGAGAUGGUGAUGCGGGCCCGGGACAAUGUAUAUCACCUCGACUGCUUCGCCUGCCAGCUCUGCAACCAGAGAUUUUGUGUGGGAGACAAAUUCUUCCUGAAGAACAACAUGAUCUUGUGUCAGAUGGAUUAUGAGGAGGGGCAGCUCAAUGGCACCUUUGAGCCCCAGGUUCAGUGACGCCCGGCGCCUGGCCGCCCGGCCCGUCCGUCCGCCCGCCCGCCUGCCCACCCGCCCGGCUGGCCAGCUGCUCUCCUGCCGAUUACAGCUCCUCUGUCCUCGAUGGGAGGAAGGGCCCUUCCUCCAGCGCCGCCCGUCUGUGUGUGACCCCUCCUGGGGCCAGGCUGGGCCUGUACAGUCUGUCUUCUGUAUAUAAAUGGGAACAUUUAUUUUAUGAGAAAUGUAAUGCGAUUUUAUUACUGGCGUGGAUUAAACUUAUGAAUGUUUCCGGGGA
Molecule: messenger RNA, 3060 nt
Organism: Aethalodelphis obliquidens (Pacific white-sided dolphin)
Lineage: Eukaryota; Metazoa; Chordata; Mammalia; Artiodactyla; Delphinidae
Gene: LMO1
Product: LIM domain only 1
Exons: 5
Coding region: 2316-2786 (156 amino acids)
Biological process (GO): positive regulation of transcription by RNA polymerase II
Cellular component (GO): nucleus
Molecular function (GO): DNA-binding transcription factor binding; transcription coactivator activity
Source: RefSeq, a predicted model, not a curated record